GCGGGCGGGGCAUGGAGGCCGUGGCGCGCAGUUCGGAGCGGGCCGGGGCCGCCAUGAGGAGCCGCGCCGAGGUGGACGCCACGCUGCAGACGGCCAAGCUGAACCCGGCGGAGCUGCUGCCGGCCGUGCACUGCCUCAGCUUCGGCCCGCAGGCCGGCGGCGGCGAGUGCUGCCUGCUGCAGCUGGAGCCGGGGCUGUGCGCCGAGCUGGAGGCGGGGCGCAGCCUAAUAAUUCGUGGUGAGAAGGAUGAACACGCAGUGUUGUGCAGCAAAGAUAAAACUUAUGACAUGAAAAUAGCAGAUACCUCAAAUAUGCUGCUGUUUGUUCCUGGCUGCAAAACUCCAGAGGAGCUGAAUGCUGAUCAGGCAUCUUGUAAUAUUAUUCAUUCACAGAUUGCUGGUUUCUCCAAGAACUAUUGGGAAUUAAGGAGAUGUCGACCAAAGCUGAAGAAACUGAGGAAGCUUUUAAUGGAAGAUCCAUAUGAAGGGCCUGAUAGUCAGAAAGAUCAGGCUUCAACAUUUUCAAAGUAUACAACAGAAGAUUUGUUAAGUCUCAUUCAAGCAAGUGAAGAAGAAAUACUCCACCAAUUGCAGGUUAUAGAUGCCUGCAAAAUCGAAGGAUAUUGGAGAAUUCUAGACUUUGACUAUGAGAUGAAACUCUUGAAUCAUGUGACUCAGCUAAUAGACUCAGAGUCCUGGCCUUUGAGUAAGGUUCCUCUCUGUGCCUGCCUUGAAGAACUUGGAUCUCUAGAACCCAGAGAGAUGAUAGAACACAUUCUUUUAAGCUACGGCAGGAAAUACGUUGAUGAUGCAGGGGAGGUUUUCUUUGAAAUGCAUGAAGAUAAAGUAUGCAGAGCUAUAGCACAAAUGCUUUUGCAGAAUGCAGUUAAAUUCAACCUGUCAGAGUUUGAAGAAGUCUGGCAACAGAGUGUCCCUGAGGGGAUGACCACAAGGCUUGAUCAGCUUCAGGGCUUGGCUCUUGUGGAUAAAAGUUCCAGACCAGAGACCAUCUUUCUGCUAAAAGUGGAAGACUUACCUGAAGACAAUCAGGAAAGAUUCAACAGCUUAUUUGGCAUACGGGAAAAGUGGACAGAAGUGGAUAUUACCCCUUAUAUACAAGACUUGUGUGCAGAGAAGCAGACUGUUGGUGCUCUUCUGACAAAAUAUGCUCGCUCCUCAAUGCUGGAUGGUGUAAAAGUUUAUAAUUCCAGAAGACCUAUCUCAUAACAAGUAUUGUUUGAAGAACUGAGGAUACUGAAUGUAGUAACAGUGAAUGUUGCUUGCUGCUGCCUUCUGGGGAGAAGAGUGGCCAACCACCAUUGUACAGUGUACUUGAGUUUAAGCUAGGCUGCUUGAACAUGUGUCUUCUGCUCAGCUAAGGAGAGUGUGAGGACACUUGUGCCCUCUAAGGAAUGAUAUUCAGCUCACCUUCCUUUGCCAGACUUCUUUGCCAAUCUUCCUUUGCCCAACUUCUACUUCUUGAAUACACAUAAUCUGUUUAUCUCUAAGUCUGAAAUGAAAAUUUCAAACCUCCUUGAUAAUAAUUCAAUCAAUUGAAUUGAAUAGCAAAAUGGAAAUUUUAGUCUUCUGCCCAUUAUUGGCCAUUCUUAAAGAUUAAAGUUUCAAUGCAGUGUUCCCAUUUUGAAUAGCACAGAGCUCAUCAAGCUCAUGAACAAAUCAUUCCUCACUGAGACUACAUCACUCUUGAUUUUGAAAAGUGGGUCUUUUUAAGGUAAUGUCUAUGAAAAACAUCAGUACAAGCACCUGACAUUUUAAUACUUGGCAGAAUGGCCUUAUAUAUAUUACAAAAAAUCCUAAUUGCAGUGAAGUGUGAAUAUAAGCGAGUAGUUGGAUACAUUGUGUUACAAAUUUCCUAUAAACUGUCAUUAAAAUGUGGCUGAGGUAAAACUAAUGCUUUGCAGAAGACUACUUGUGCUUUUUUAAAAAUAACCUACAAAACUUUGUAAUACAAUUAUUUUUUUAAAACUUCUUUAGGGCAAAUGACAGCACAUAGAAAUUGUGCCUUGAAACCUUACAGUUUUGUAAUGAUAAUAUUGUUCUAUGUAGAUCAAUGAAACAGAGUGUUUUUGUGAU
Molecule: messenger RNA, 2093 nt
Organism: Onychostruthus taczanowskii (white-rumped snowfinch)
Lineage: Eukaryota; Metazoa; Chordata; Aves; Passeriformes; Passeridae
Gene: DSCC1
Product: DNA replication and sister chromatid cohesion 1
Exons: 9
Coding region: 12-1226 (404 amino acids)
Biological process (GO): mitotic sister chromatid cohesion; maintenance of mitotic sister chromatid cohesion
Cellular component (GO): chromosome, centromeric region; chromatin; Ctf18 RFC-like complex
Source: RefSeq, a predicted model, not a curated record